Molecule: messenger RNA, 1431 nt
Organism: Cryptosporidium ubiquitum
Lineage: Eukaryota; Apicomplexa; Conoidasida; Eucoccidiorida; Cryptosporidiidae
Product: dolichyl-diphosphooligosaccharide-protein glycosyltransferase beta subunit
Exons: 1
Coding region: 1-1431 (476 amino acids)
Cellular component (GO): endoplasmic reticulum membrane; oligosaccharyltransferase complex
Source: RefSeq, a predicted model, not a curated record
AUGUUCAAGCUUUUUAUUCUUUUUAUCUACUCCUUUUUGUAUUCAAUAGAGGCAGGCGCAGGCACACUUGGAGAAAUUCCUAAACAAAUAUUCAAUGCAGAUCUAACUGACUUGAAACUACUCAUUUUGUCAAAUUCAAACGAAGAAAAUAUUCAAAAACUAUAUUCGACCUUUAUUUCAGAUCUUGUCUCAAGUGGGCACGAAAUUACAAUAAAAACUUACAAUAGGUAUUCACAAGAGCAAGAUCUACAAUUGUUUCUCUACGAUGAGUUUUUCUAUAACAACAUAAUAAUUUUGGAUAUAGUCACUUCGGAUGUACAGCCUUCAUUUCCCACAUCAUACGUAUCUAAAAUUUUGGAUUUUAUUGAUAGGGGAGGAAAUUUGAUGAUAUUUGUUGAUACACUUGAUGAUCAAAAUUUUAAUAUUGGAGAAAAUAAGGGAAUAAUUCGACUGGCAAGGGAGUGUGCAGGGAUUACAUUUUUACCUCAGAACACUCGUCUACUUGAUGUUUCUAUAGAUGGCAUGGGGGAACCUGCAAACAUCUUCUCUAAAAAUUGUAUCGAAUCAGAAGCAAUAUUUUCUUUGGAAACUUGUACAAAUAAAGGGAUUUUGUAUCAUGGUAUAGGUUUUUUAAAUAAUAUUCCCAAUAAUGAGCUUAUAAUUCCAAUAUUAACUGCUUGCCAUACAUGUGUUUCAGUCAACAAUAGCAUAAAAUCAAAAUCUCCAAGUUUUUUUGGAAAUUAUAUAAGUUCUAGUACUGGAGAGGAAAUUGGGUUAAUAAUGUCAAUGCAAGGAAGAAACGGUGCAAGAGCGACAUUUUCUAGUGACGGGAAAUUAUGUAGUAAUGAGGCAAUAAAAAGUAACAGCGGAAAUUUCAGGUUUUGUAGGGAUAUUUUUUUAUGGUCAUUCCAACAAAAAGGACUAAUCAAAAUUACAGAAAUUUUACAUAAAAAUACUAAUGAUAAUUCGAAAACAAUAAUCGAAAAUUAUGACGACACAUUGAAUUACACAGUUGAGGACACAAUUCAUUUCUCUGCUAAAUUUUAUAAAUUCAUUGAUAAUAAGUGGGAAGAUUAUGAAUCGGAAGAUAUUCAACUCGAAUUUACGAUGUUAGACCCCUAUAUACGAACUUACUUGAAAAAAAGUACAGAAGAUUCUCAGAGUUCAACAUUUAGCAGUACAUUUAAGAUUCCCGAAGUUUGGGGAGUUUAUAAAUUUGUAAUUAACCAUAAAAAAAUUGGUUUUAAUACAAUAUCCUACGAAUCAAUUACAACAGUUCGUAAUUUUCGUCAUGAUCAGAACGAAAGAUUCAUUAUCUCUGCAAUGCCAUACUACUCUGCAUUUAUUUUGGCUAUUAUUUCUUUUUGUUAUUUUACAUUAUUAUUUUUCACGCAAAAUGAUAUUUAUUUAAGAAAAUGCAAAAACAAGUAA